Messenger RNA from Electrophorus electricus (electric eel), 4098 nucleotides. RefSeq lists its product as uncharacterized. Gene Ontology annotation, cellular component: nucleus. Gene Ontology annotation, molecular function: RNA binding; zinc ion binding. The record is from RefSeq and is a predicted model, not a curated record. Lineage: Eukaryota; Metazoa; Chordata; Actinopteri; Gymnotiformes; Gymnotidae.
AAUAUUAAUUCAAAUAUUAUUAAAUCAAUCACUACAAAGAUUGUCACAUACCACAUGACACAUCUGUACUUAAAGGUAGAUAAGUGAAUUUCACCACUUUUCUUACUAAUUCAAAUAACAUGUGAAAUAUGUAGCACAUAAUAAAAACAAAAUGUGUUAUUUUAGCAAUGUUAUCAGCACACGUAUUAGGUGCCUGAGAAAACCUGUCCGAAAAAACUGCAUUCUGUGGCAGAAUCUUGUUUUGUGUUUAUGUUAACACCUUGUCAGUCUAUCUAGGUUUCUGCAUGCAAGCACUCCCACUGUGAGAUAAUAGUAACCUGUUAAUUUUUGCUAACAACUUAAAGGGAAUUAUUAAUAAUAAACAGCUUACUUAAUCACUCAAAAGUGAAGUCAUGACAACUUUACUAAUGCUAGAAAAUUAUUUGAACUACGCUGGCCACAGUGGCUCUUAGAGUGCUUCGUGUUCAUGGGCGGGGCAAGAAUGUUAGGCGUGUUCGAUUGUUCAUGUUGUUGUUGUUCACCUACUUAACCGCUAGAUGUGCUAUUUCUUCAAUCUUGACUAAUGCACCUUUAAACCACAUUUCUGACUCUACAGUACACCUCAGCUUCUGUUAUUUGCUAGUUGAAUAUACCGUUUACUGUUUCGUUUUCGACUUGUCAAGCAAACCUGAACUUUGAUAACAUUUGCUCACAGUAUAGAUUAACCGGCAAAUGUUGGCCGGUUAAGACUGAAUUUUAAUUUGUUUUGUUUUUUUAAACUCUAAAAUCAACUAUUGCUUUACUUGUUCGCUCCAGAGUGAACGAAGGUAAGGUGGAGUUUACGCUGGUCUCUAGCUAUAGGCUCAGAGGGGUUUUUUUUUUUCUUCGGAGGCGGUCCAGCCCACUGUUGACAAAAAAUGGCGAAAUAAGAAUUUGAGUCCUGUUGACAUUAUUUUCUGCAUCAAGAAGGGAAAUUCGUCCAACAUAUUUGGGGCUGGGUUAACAGCCGUGAGAGAAUUCGCCAUCCACCUUGGCCUCCUGUGGACACUGUUUGAAGAUGGAGUCUUCGCAGGGAGGUGCUGGUGACAGUUCGUCAGCCAUGAGCGCCCAGAGUUUAUAUGCUGCUCUGGGUCUCUCUGCAGAGGAUGUUGAAUCCCUGGCGCAGAUCCCCGAGAGCGAGAUCAGUGUGGAGACAUUGCCUUAUCUCAUCAUGCAGCUGAAAGCCAAGCGGGCCGAGAAGGCGGCUGCUGCCACUGACACGGACUACAGAGACAAGACGCGGACUGAAGCCAGUCAGCCUGAGGCUGAGUCCAAACGGGCCAAUCAGGAGCCGGCUUCUGAGAAAAAUAAAGACAGACGGGCGAGCCCUCCCUCCUCCAGUUCGUCGCGGCGGCCUGAGAGCCAUGCCUCCAACCCUGACCACGAGCAUCAUGGGAAGGGGGAUGGUUAUAAGAAGACAGAGCGGGUGGGAACAGGAGGAAAGAGGGACUUCAGACAUAGGAGGUCAUCCAGAGAGAGGCAGAGCGGGGAUGGUCUGGGGCUUGAUACGGAAUUUGAUGACAACCCUAGUGAUUUUCCCCAUGUCUGUACCCUCUGCAAGGUUAAAGUCAAUGGACCCAAGGCAUGGAUUGUUCACCUUCAGGGCGUCCGCCACACAGAAGCACGAAGAGAAUUUAUGCGUUUCUCGAGUCCAUAUUCAGAAGACGGCUCAUACUCGUAUCGGCGUAGCUCCCACUCCUCUCUGACCAGCAAAAGGUCCUACAGCUUGGAGAGGAGCACAGAGCCGUCUAUGUCCUCGCCUUCUGACCGCUUCUUUCCUCAUUAUAUGCCCUUCACAAGGGUGGUGGUUGCCAAAUAUCCCAUGGGCUGUGUAGCAGUGGCUGAUAUGCUAGCCCUGGGCAAGCCCUUCGGCACGAUCGUAAAGCAUCUCAUCUUCCCUUUCAAGGGCUUUUUGGAAUUUAGCUCCCAUGCUGAAGCUAAGGACAUGGUUACUCACUACCAGACCAAACCUGCCUUCAUCAAGGGCCACAGAAUCAGCCUCUGCCUGUCCCCGACCGUGGAGGUCAUUCACCCCCCCGAGGUUUACGAGCCUGGGCCGAAGAGACCUAAGCUGCCCAUCCAGUCGGUGGUGUGCUUCUCCCGGCUUCCCCCCGGAAAAGAGACGCAGGAGGAGGUGCUGGAGCUGGCCACCCUGUUUGGGGAUAUCCGUCACUCAAAGUUCACGGAAGACAAGGCUCUCAUAGAGAUGGUAGAUUGGCGUGACGCAGACAUCAUGGUAAAGUACUACCACACCAACCCCUUACGGAUUCAGGACAAGAGUAUCAAAGUAUCUCUGUCUUCACUGAGCAGCUUACGCGAGAGCAGCCCUGAGCCUUCUUCAUCCAAAAAGUCUGACUCCAGCAAGAGUCACAGUGGGGGCAGGCAGAAAAGCGAGUCAUCUUCCUCCAAGAGCACACCUCAGUGCAGCAGCAAAGACAAGGAGAAGGGCAAAAGCCUGGACAAGUGUCCCGUCCCCGAGUCAAAGCCAGAGAAGGAGAAGGGGGCCGAGGGCGAAGUGAAAGGCAAAGAAAAGAGAGUGGGACAGGAUGAGGAAGAAGAGACGGAGGAGGCGGAAAACGAGGAAGGCAUCCGACUGGAGGAUGAGCAUGGCCUGGUGGACACAGACGGCAUGGAGAGUGUUGCCGUGGGAACGGAGGAGGAACAGGAGGCGGAAGCAGGAGAGGGACAGGACUCUAAGGAGGCGGGGAAGGAAAUAGGGAGGCGAGCUCGAGCAGAAAGAGGAGAGAGCAAAGGAGAGCGAGGGUCAGAUGAGGACAUGGAGGAACAGGAUGGCCUGGAAGACAUGGAUUUCCCAGAGAAUAUGGAUGACUUCGUCACCCUGGACGAGCUGGACAACACAGCUGGAGGAGACUCCUUAGAUUCCUCUGAGCAGCAGGAAGGUAAGGUGGUUGUGGUAAGACCAAUCAGGAAAGAGUUCAGAGAAGCCCGAAAGAAAGCUGUCAGAGAAGCGCUCUACAGGAUGGCUGGCCCAUUUGGCAAAGUGGUUAACUUUGCUAUAUCCUAUUAUAGACAUGAGGCUCUGAUUGAACUGGAAACAGUGGGAAAAGCCCAUGAAAUGGUGAAUUUCUACAAAAACAGCAAGAAGUCCAAACUUUGUGGGAGGCCAGUGUCUGUCUCUAUGUGUCUGGCCUUCAACCGAAUCGAGGGUCCUAGUGGGAGGUCAUUGUUUAUCAGUAUGCUCCCUCCCUUCAAGUAUUCAGACAUGUCACUCCUCAGACUCGCCAGGCCCUUUGGGAAAAUCACUGCCUACUGCUCCAACAGGAUGUACGGCACGUGUUAUAUCCAAAUGGAUACUCAGGAUGCAGCAGAGAUGAUGAUCCAGAGGUACUUGCACAGGCCUCUCAAAUUUUACGGCUCCCUGCUAAAGAUCACCAUGUGUAGGAAAGGAGACUCCCUCAUACCCUGGACCCCGGCAGACAAGUUUGAGCAGUGGUGCGAGGUCAGGGGAAUCCGACCGGGCCGAGACAGCCACGAGAGGAGGGAGAACGGUCAGACAUCCAGGAACAGCACAGCAGAGGACCGCCAGAGCCCCAUGUCCAGCUGUGAGGGUGUGUGUGGAGAUCCUGUGUGUGCAGACUCAGAGGAAGAAAAAGAUGGUGUUCCCCUGGGCCCAUACCAGCCCAACAACCCUGUUGGCCUUGACUAUGUUGUUCGGAAGAGCGGCUUCUUCUGCAGAUUGUGCAGUGUGUUCUUCACAGACGAGAGGAGGGCCCGCACAGAGCACUGCAGCAGCCUAGAGCACUAUAGCAAGCUGAAGCGGAAGCGUGGAGAGGUGGAGGAGGACCAGAUAGAUGAAUAAAUGAAUGAAAGCUGGAUGGAUGGACGGACAGGAUGACUUUCACUGCAGUCUUUGUUUUACUGUUUAAAAAGAAAAAAAUAAAACAUUCCAGCCUCCAUGUUUCUGUCUACAUUUUGUUACAGAUGACCUGAGAAUAUGGGAGAGAAGCGAACGGGGGGAACUGUGAACUCUUUGCAAACUCAUUUGCUUUAUGUGGUGAUGUGUGAACAGGAUAGAAGUGUACAGUCAUUGUUGCUUCUUAUAAAUAAAAGGCAGUUUGG